Molecule: messenger RNA, 450 nt
Organism: Lactuca saligna
Lineage: Eukaryota; Viridiplantae; Streptophyta; Magnoliopsida; Asterales; Asteraceae
Source: the annotation of a GenBank genome assembly
AUGGCUACUUUAAUGCCAACAGAUGCCCCACGUGUUCACAUAGGGGUGCAAGGGGGAGAAAAGAUAAAUGUUGUCAUGGGUACGGGUUCGAAGCCAGAUAUGGGAGGAAGUGGUUCUUCGAAAGUAGAUGAUGAUGCGAAACCACCUCCAUCAACAGAAGAGAUGAAAAACAAAGGGAAAGGUGUUUCUUUAGAACCUACUGUCGAAGAAAAGAACAAUGUUGUUGAAAAAGAAAUCGAGAAACAAAGAAAGAUUCAAAGCAUUCUUCGACAAAGGGCUAAUAACCCUCCUGGUAUUGAUAAGGGAGAUACUUCAAAGCAUUUUUCUUAUGAAUACAUUGAAGCUCAGGUCUUAACUGGUGAAAUGCAUGACUUUGAGAAAAUUCCCAAGAAGAGCUAUCCCAUAGAAAACUCUGAUUUUCCAAUCAACAAGAUGAUGUUCAUGGCAUAA